This is a messenger RNA of Puccinia graminis f. sp. tritici CRL 75-36-700-3, 3360 nucleotides long. RefSeq lists its product as uncharacterized. NCBI's taxonomy places the organism in Eukaryota, Fungi, Basidiomycota, Pucciniomycetes, Pucciniales, Pucciniaceae. The transcript is spliced from 2 exons. Bases 1 to 2523 code for a protein of 840 amino acids. The record is from RefSeq and is a predicted model, not a curated record.
AUGACGAGGAUACUCGAACGACUAGCAUUCUGGAGGAAGAAACAGCCACGAUCAGAACUCAACAACAGAAACCAACCAUCAUCAUCAAGACCAUUACCACCCAUACAACCCACUGCACUAUCAACACCCCUCGAAAACCAAACUUCAUUCCUAGUACCCGACCUAGAUGAUAUCAGACCAUUCGUCACAAGCACUAGCAACCCGAUCUCGAUGAGGGACUUACUCAAUGCCAUCUCAGCCAGCAAUCAUCAACCAGCAAUCCAACAGAUCCCCUCAACCGAAGCAUGCUCAGCUGACCAACUCAACGUCCAACUCAAGUACAACCAACUCAGCAUCAGAUCAAAAAGGAAGCGAGAUGAAGCUGACCAACAAUCCAAUCAAUCCAUCGAAUCAAACCAAUUCAACUCAUUCUCAUCCUACAACUCACACAACCAACCAGGCACCAUCUGUCGGGCUACUCAUAUCGCCAUCACAUCCUCAGAUACCCCUCCUCAGUUCAAGAAACCCAAACUAGUCACCAUCAGCUCUAGCGAAGACCUCGAGCAGCUCCACAAUCAACUCGACUGCUCGCAACCACCACCACCACCACCAUCAUCAUCAUCAUCAUCAUCGCGUCAACAUCAAAUCCGUCGCUCAUCUGCACCUCAACCCAUCCUCGGUCUCCCCUCUCACAUCUGGUAUCAGAUCUUCCUCUACAAUCAACUCGACACCAUCCAAGCCCUCAUUCCCGAACAUCCAUCCUCCUCCUCCUCAUCAUCAUCAAACAAAGCAUCAACACUCCAAUCCACCAACUCCAUUCGAUCUCCCAAGGCACUCUCCACACACCUCAAGCUCGCCCUGGAAGCACAACAGAACCGACACGCCUUGAUCGGCCUCUGCAAGACUCUCAGCCCCAUUGCCCGCAAGGCCGCCUGGUCUACCCUCCUCUUGGGUACCGCCAAGAUGGUCGAUCAGAUCGCACAGAGGUUCGAAGCCGACAGCCAUCUGGCCAAUCAGGUCCAGACCUGCAUCAUCACCCUAUUACCUCCACCCCGAGGAAGAACAGGACCCCAGUUCGAUUCCCCCCGUCGAUCAACACCAGGCGCAACUGAGAAUGUUUCUUCUAAACCCUCCCCUCUUACGCCCAAGCAACCCGGCAGAUCCUCCCAUCCGUCGGUCCGAAAAAUUCAGAACCAACCCACCCAGAACCGGACCCCUCCUACUAGUCGACAGUCCUUGCCGUUGGCUAGACAGGCCUUGAUCAGCUCUCGCUCGGGACAAAAGUGUGAGAGGUUCCACUCAGUCCUGAUUCCCUCCCUGCCACCGGACAAGAAAGUAACGACGAGUCGGAAUACUAAGUUAAAUUCUCUCUCGCCCCUCGACGACCCCCAACAACCAAGACGUGCUCGAACUGAGGCUGACGGCGUCGGCGAGGGACCCGAGUCGGAAGCAUACUUGGACGAGAUCGUCCUCGCCGGUAGUCUUCCUUCCUUAUUCCUCUCCUUGGCCCGCUCGAUGAAGCUUUGCUGUCUAAUCGGCGAGGAGCGACUAGGAACGCGCGGUCUCAAAUCGCUUAGCGUCUUAUCCGGAUUACUUGGUGGGCUGGAGGAGCUGUAUGUCGAGGGUGGUGGACAGUUCCACGAUCUGGUGACGCUCGUUGACGGGCUUCGGUCCAGCACGAUCCGCGGCAAGGGUGCCGCCCUACGCACCGUCUCGGUCACUGGACCCCAUUCCACCCUCUCCAGGAUCCCUUCGCACUCCUCGACAGCAGAAUCCGCACGCUCAACGCUCACCUGUCCACUGUCACAGUCGAGCACGUCGUCUAACAAGCCGACUCAAAGCCACCUCUCGCUCGAGCAUCUGGUGCUUGGGAACGGGAUCCCCCUAACGCCAGAGCGACUGCACUGGCUGGUCGUCUCCGCGACGGGCUCUCCGCGGGGUCUCCGAAGCUUGAGGGUGUGUCUGCAGGCGGACAUGGACCAACCGAGUCUGUCGUCGUCGGUGAGCUCAAGCAGUUCGAGCGGGUCGGGACGACGGAUGUUGAGCGGUCGGGCCUUGCUGAGUCGGACCUUCGAGCGUGUCGGGGGGAGUUUGGAGUGGCUGGCGUUGGACGAAGAUUGGAACGCCCCCCUGACCGGUCGACUGACGCGGAAGGUCAGUUUCGCCGGCCAACCAGGCGAAGGCAUACUCGAAGAGCCCGUUGCAUUCUGUUCCCGAUUGACCGUCCUCAGUCUUCCGGACGGUCCAUUAUGUUCAACCGGCCUGCUCUCAGUCUUGCCCUUCACACUCCAGACGAUCGAGAUCUUUGAUUCGGGAGCUCCUUCGAAUGACGACCUGAGCCAUUCCUCGAGCUUCUCGGCUCAUGAACUCUGGCUAGCUCACUCGCAGGCGGCCCUCUUCGGCCUCAAAACCGUCCAGAUCGUCGCCGAUUCUUCGACCCAUUCCCUCUUCCGUAAAUGGAAACGGGCGCCUUCUGAUGCGCUCGAUCAUUUGAUUAGGGCUGGCGUUCAGUUCCGCUGGAUCUCGGCUCCUUCUUCCUCUUAGCUCUUUUUCUCUCCUUUUAGCUCUUUCUCUCUCUCUCUAUUCUUCCCAUCCAUUCGUUCAAUACUUCGAUCUCUCUCUGUCAGUCUGUCUUCGAUUCCAGCGUUGCUUAUUUCAAGCCAUCUGUGUCUCUCGUUAAAUCAUUCUUCUUCUUCCAUUUACUCUUUCUCGUUCAUUUACGCACCUUUUUUUUUCUUGGACAUACACUCUCCUUCUUUAUCUUUUGUGUCCUUCUGCUUCUUCCAUAUAUAUUCAAAUUUUACUAUCAGGUCGAAAACAAAAACUUCACAAUAAAAACUCUUGAAUACUUCCGUUUGUUUCCCUUUUUGACAUAACAAAUGUACACGCACCAUCAUUGUUCGGUAACCGUAAAUUAAAAAGAAGAGGAGAAGGGGGAGGAGCUUCAGGAAUGGGAGCUAGGGCUUAUAUAAUCAUCUUGAAUAUUUUCUUUUUCUUCUCUCAUUUUUAACUGUUGUUGUCACUAAUCAAUCAAAUAACCUUUCAUUCAUCCGUCACAAUUUCUUCUUCUUCUUUUCUGUCUCUCCAUCAUUAAGUUGUUCAACCGUUUUUUUUUUUGGGGGGGGCUCUAAUUCUUUUUUUUUUUUUUAGAAAAUUGGUACUCCGAUCACAAACUCAUUCAACUUUUUCAAGACAUUCAUUUGGUUGUUUCUUCUUUUUGUGUGAUCUUUUUUUUUUUUUCUUUCUGAUUUUUUUUGUCUAGGUCUGAUCUUUCUUUUUUUCUCUUCGUUUCAAAACAAAAGAACACCUGUGCUAGAAAUAUCAAGAUACACCCUCAUUUUUCUCCUUCUGAGUGAUGAUUGAAUGAGACGACAGUCCCCG